Helianthus annuus (common sunflower) is the source of this 1188-nucleotide messenger RNA. RefSeq names its product protein FAR1-RELATED SEQUENCE 5-like. The transcript is spliced from 4 exons. Gene Ontology annotation, biological process: regulation of DNA-templated transcription. The coding region runs from base 1 to 1188 and encodes 395 amino acids. NCBI's taxonomy places the organism in Eukaryota, Viridiplantae, Streptophyta, Magnoliopsida, Asterales, Asteraceae. The record is from RefSeq and is a predicted model, not a curated record.
AUGUCUUCUUCAGACUCUGUUGAUCACAUUUCCAAGUGGGAGGAACGUGUAUGCUUAAACAGUGGAAGAAAGUUUUUCAAACCUAAAGUCAGUGGAUCCAUUACACCUACUGUUGGAAUGUUUUUUAAAUCAUUUGAUGAGGCUUUUGCGUUUUAUCAGAGAUAUGCACUUGCUGCAAGUUUUUCUGCAAGAAAAAAUACUUCUUGGAAAAGUGGUGAUUUAGUGAAAAUAAGAUAUAUUGUCUGCUCAAAAGAAGGAUUUCAUGUUAGCAAAGCAAUAGAUUCUUCUUCAGUUGAUGAAAAUAGUAAAAAGAUUGUUAGACGUAAUAGAGGUUCAAAAAGAGUUGGAUGCAAUGCUCAUGUGAAAUUAAUAUUAGAGAACAAUAAUAUGUUUAAAAUCUAUUACCUUGAAGAAGAACAUAAUCAUAUCUUUGUUGAAGAUAUUCAUUUCUUGCCUGCUACCAGAAGUAUUGAUUAUGUUAAAGAAAGUUUUAUAUCUGGAUUGUCUGCAAUCAAUAUUGGACCUGUUAAAGCAUUCAAUAUUAUGAAAACAAUGUAUGGUGGUUUUGGUGAAGUUGGUGCUAGUAAAGUUGAUUGUAAGAACUAUAGAAGGGAUUUGAAUCUUUACAUAGGAGAGUAUGAUGCAGAAAUGGUAGUUAGGCGUCUUAUUAGAAAGAAAGAAAGUUCUCCUGGUUUCACAUGUUAUGUUAUUAGUGAAGAUAGAAGAUUGAAAGGACUUUUCUGGGCUGAUGAGCAAUCAAAAACAAAUUAUACAGUGUUUGGUGACAUAGUUGGUUUUGAUGCUACUUAUAAAUCAAACAAAUAUGAUUUGGUUUUUGUACCAUUUACUGGGAUUGAUAAUCAUUUUCGGAAUGUCACAUUUGGUGGUGCAUUACUUGGUUCUGAGACUGCAGAUUCUUAUAGAUGGCUUUUAAGGUGCUUUGUUAAUGCUUUUGGAAAUGAGCCUAAAGUUGUUGUUACUGAUCAAGAUGCUGCAAUGAAGAGUGCUAUUAAGGAUGUACUCUCAAGAAGUAGGCAUAGGUUAUGUAUGUGGCAUAUAUGGGAGAAAUUGAAGACAAAGGUUAGUCAUGUUUUGUCAUCAAACAUUGAUUUUAAUACAAGAAUGACUCAUGUUGUUUGGAAUGAUACUAUUAUUCCAGAAGAUUUUGAAACUGAGGGCAUUCAAUAA